CGUUUUCCCCGAGGACAAUAAGACAAGAACCUCUUCCGGCUGUGAAACAUGGCGGCGCCCAUUGGAAGGACCACAUUUGGGAGCGGGACCAUAAGGCACUUCCGUCCGGGUUCAGCUCUUCCGCGAACCCGGGACACGGGCUUCAGGCAUGGGGUUAGACGGCCUGGCGCGGCUGCAUGGGCUCUUCGCCGCCUACAAGCCCCCGGGACUAAAGUGGAAGCAUCUGCGCGAUACCGUGGAGCUGCAGCUUUUGAAAGGUCUCAAUGCUGGGAAGCGUCCUGCCUCUGAACAUCGUGUUCGCUUCCUGCUGGGCCCCGUGGAAGGCAGUGAAGAGAAGGAGCUGACCCUCACAGCCACCAGUGUGCCCACCCUCAUCGACCAUCCGCUGGUACGUGGACCAGCAUUCACCAGCCUGAAGAUUGGCAUGGGGCACCGACUGGAUGCCCAGGCGUCUGGGGUGCUUGUGCUCGGCGUGGGACGUGGACGAAGGCUCCUCACCGACAUGUACAACGCUCACCUCACCAAGGAUUACACAGUGCAUGGCCUCCUGGGCAAAGCCACAGACGACUUCUGUGAGGACGGGCGGCUGGUGGAGAAGACGACGUAUGACCACGUGACCAGAGAGAAGCUGGAGCGAAUCCUGUCCCUGAUCCAAGGUUCCCAUCAGAAGGCUCUGGUGAUGUACUCCAACGUUGACCUACAGACCCAGGAGGCCUAUAAGAUGGCCGUGAGCGGCGUGCUCCGGCCCAUGAACAAGUCCCCAAUGCUGGUAACUGGCAUCCGAUGCCUCCAGUUUGCGCCUCCAGAAUUCCUCUUAGCUUGCAGGAUCUUAGUUCCAUCACCAGGGAUCCAAUCCUACCCUUUUAAGAAUAAAGGUGGGGCUUCCCUGAUGGCGCAGUGGUUGAGUCCACCAUGGGCGCUAAGCCUGCACGUCCGGAGCCUGUGCUCCGCAACAGGAGAGGCCACAACAGUGAGAGGCUGCGUACUGAAGAGACACAUAAGCAAUUGCACAUCCAAGGGGAGAAAGAUUCCAGAGAGUAUAUCUUUUCUUCCCUUCUUUGCCCUUAUCCAUCAAAACCAGAAAGGGGUAUGAAUUCCAAUGAUCAGGAAUUGGCUCUCGAACUUGUUAGCUGACAUCUCAGUGUCCGCUGGCUCUAGUGGCCUCAGGCAGCUUCUGUUCCUCGGCCUCCGGCUGCUCCCACAUCACCGAGUUGCACAGCUGCAGCCUCGGCCUCCUUUAAAAGUAAAACUCCAGGCUUCCCUGGUUGCGCAGUGGUUGAGAAUCCAUCUGCCAAUGCAGGGGACAUGGGUUCAAGUCCUGGUCCGGGAAGUUCCCACGUGCUGUGGAGCAGCUGAGCCCGUGUGCCACAACUACUGUGACCACGCUCUAGAGCCCGUGAGCCACAACUACUGAGCCUGCGUGCUGCAACUACUGAAGCCCACGUGCCUAGAGCCCGUGCUCCGCAACAGGAGAGGCCACCACAGUGAGAAGCCUGCGCACCGCAACGAAGAGUGGCCCCCGCUCUCUGUCACUAGAGAAAGCCUGCACGCAGCAACGAAGACCCAACGCAGCCAAAAUUAAAUAAAUAAAUAAAUUUAUUUUUUAAAAAAAGAGUAAAGCUCCUGGAAAGAUUGUCUCUAGUCGCUGCCCCCAGUUCUCACCAUAUGCUCCCUGGAACCCACUCUAAUCAGACACUCACUCUCCACUGCUUUCCAGGAACCGCUCUUGCCAAGGUCAAGGACGACCUCCUCCUCUUUAAAUCCAGCGGCUCCUUCUCAGCAGGGUCUGACACAGCCGGUCACUGCCUCCUCCUGGAACAGUCUCCUCCUCCCUCCCUGGCUCCUUCUCAGCCUCUUUGCUGGGGCCCCUCCUCCCCUGCUCUCCUCCGCGGUGCCCACAAGCUCCAGGCAGCUCUACUCUCGGCCCUCACUCGCUCCUUGAGGAUGUCAGUCUGAAAUCACAUGGCUUGAAUCCCAUCAAUCUGUCAUGCUCCUGGUGCCCAUAUUUAUGUUACCUCUCACCGGACCCUUCCCAUGAACUCCAUUCCUAAAUAUCUGUUCUUUAGCAUUUCCACUUCCGUGUUGAGCUGGCAUCUCAAACCUAACAGAUCCCCAGACUGACUGCUUAUCUUCCCCUGCACCCUGCUCUCCCCCAGAAUUCCUCACUCCAGUAACUCACAGUUCCACCCUUCCACUCGCUCAGGCCAAAAUCCUAAAAGCCCCCUUUUCCUCACACCCCAUAUUUAACCCAUCAGCAAAUCCUGCUGGCUCUACCGUCAAAAGACUGUUGUUUCCAGAAUCUGACCCCUUCCUUCCUCCCUCCCUCCCUCUCUUUCUUUAGUUCCCCAUCUGGGAUGAACUGGUGCCCCCUGCAGUGGAAGCGUGGAGUCUCAACCACUGGACCGCCAGGGAAGUCCCAGAAUCUGACCAUUCACCUCGGUCCACUUACCCCCUCAUUUUGCUGUACACCUGAAACAUUGUAAAUCAACUAUACUUCAGUUAAAAAAAUGCUAUUUAUAAAAUUUAAAAAAAUAUAUGUAUUCGGCAGGGAGGGGAGGGAGGCCCAAAUUUUCUGAGCUUCGGGUCCCAACCCUUUUUGGCCUCGUGGCAUGCAGGAUCUUAGUUCCCCAACCAGGGAUCAAACCCGUGCCCCCUGCUGUGGAAGCAUGGAGUCUUAACCACUGGACCGCCGGGAAAGUCCCUGGGUCCCAACCCUUUUUCAUAAGUGCCAGCACUUACCACCAUCUGAAGAAUGAUUUAUUUUUUAUUUGCUUUAUUGUCUGUCUCCCCCACCUUAGAUGAAUGAAUAUCAAUACCCAGAUAACCGCAGUUUUCAAGGUAACGAAUUUUCUCUUCUUACAUUCCCCAGCUCACUCCCCCCACCCCACCCUAUUGCACCAAGAAUGUUAGCUCAUUAAGGCCCCACUUUGAGCUGUAAGGACCUUGCAUUCCCAGGGGAGCCAGGAAUAUGCUUAGAACGCCCAAAUCUAUCAUCCUAACAAUGAGCUGACAUUUGCCUAUUUCAUUAGAGUCAUUAAUCCAGCUUUUAUAUCUAUGAUCAUUUGUGAAGUGGCCACGGCAGGUAUUAUUUUACCUACUUUAUAGAUGAGGAAACUGAGGUCUGGGGAGGUCCCGCCACCACCAGCCCAGCCUCCUGCAUCUGUCUACACAUGGCAUGGCCUGCUGAGCUUUAGCUCUGGCCAUAGAAUAAAAACAAACAAAACCCCGUUCCCACCACCGUAUCAUCAUCUGAUCUCUUCUGCAGUAUCCAGUCAGACCCUGACUAACCCCCUCCUUCGAGCACUUCAGCAGGAGGCGUGGGACUCACCUGGAGGUGGGCUGGGUAACCAGAGGGACAGACAUUAGUUACUCCAAGAAGUUUCCCUCUUGGUGAGACCUGGAUCGGGAUGCUUUCGGGGCAGUGGACAUUGACUAAGAGAGACAAGCAUCAGGUGGGUGGCCGGGUGUGAUGGGUGGGGUGGUGGGCUGUCCCGGGGCCUUCCAGCCCCCUUGUGGUCUGCAAAGCAGCCUGUGACCCCCUGCCCAGCAAUCUUCUCCAAGUAGUCCCCGCCCCCAACCCUACAGGUACUUCCUGAGCCCCUAGUAAAUCAGAAACGAGAAGAGCCCUAAGAUGGCAAAACAGGCCAAUCUCCUUCCGGGCAAACCAGCUGGGCAGGUCUGCUGGUGCCAGGGUGGAGGUCGGAGGAGCAGAGCUAGCAAAUGCCUGGGCCUAUGAGAAGGCUCUGGGGAGAAGCCAGAUACAAUCUCACCUAGGUUUGAUCCAGAGCUGGCUCUUAGGGUCUGGUGGCUCUGUAGAUGGGCUUGAAGAUGGCUGGUUUGGAGGCAGGAUUUGAUUGGAUGUUAUUCCUGGUGGUUAGAAGCAACCUGUCAACCAUCCAGGAAUGCUCACCGGAGAGGCCAGAUAUCAAAAACACCUGGGGAGCUUGUUACAAAAAAUACAGGCCUGCCCCCCUACCAAAGCAGAAUCCCUAGGGAGGAGUUAGGGACCCAUAUCUUUUCCUUUAAAAGCCCUCUCAGGUAAUUGUGACACUCAAGAGGUUUGGAAAUUAUUACCUGGUCUUUAAAGAGAAUGACUGUGGGGACUUCCCUGGUGGCAGUGGGUAAGACUCCGUGCUCCCAAUGCAGGGAGUCCGGGUUCAAUCCCUGGUCGGGGAACUAGACCCCUCAUGCAUGCUGCAACUAAGACUCGGUGCAGCCAAAAUAAAUAAAUA
This is a messenger RNA of Orcinus orca (killer whale), 4232 nucleotides long. It is a transcript of the gene TRUB2, whose product is annotated as TruB pseudouridine synthase family member 2. The coding region runs from base 149 to 1093 and encodes 314 amino acids. Gene Ontology annotation, biological process: pseudouridine synthesis; RNA processing. NCBI's taxonomy places the organism in Eukaryota, Metazoa, Chordata, Mammalia, Artiodactyla, Delphinidae. The record is from RefSeq and is a predicted model, not a curated record. Gene Ontology annotation, molecular function: pseudouridine synthase activity; RNA binding. The transcript has 8 exons.